AGAUGAAGUAGACGUGAUUAAAAUCUGCAAACUCAUUGUUUGCUCUCUUCAAUGAAAUAUGUCACAAAGAAAAUGCUCAAAUUGAUCAGAGUUGAGGCAAUUCCUAGAUAAAUGGUUAAAUGAAAUUGUUUAGUCAAUAGUAUUCUACUGAACUUCUGUAGAAGCAAUACAAUUUGGUUAAUAACAUCUCACAGAAUCCCGUGACAUGAGUCACUCAACAAUCUCUUUGCCGGCUUUCACACACACAUUCUUCACCUGCUGAUGAAAUCCAGCGAAAUCAUUCCUACGCAGCGCUCGUCAAUCAUACUAAGGUUUUCUUUUUAUCUUCGCUGCUGUAUUCGUUCACACCAAAAUCAUGCUUGUAUUGAAGGUCAUAUUAUGCUUUUUAACUUAUCCACAGUCACGCUUGUCCCAUUGAAUUUUGGCAAAGCGCGUCGCAAUAGCAUGAACACAUGAACGCGGAGGUGUGCGUAAACUUAAAUUUUGUAUUUAUAUGAUCCCGCACUGUCGAUAUUACGUCAGUUGAUCAAUAGGAGUGGAAGUGAAGUAAAUUCUGCAUCUUUCGGUGGCUUUUAGUGCCCUUUAGCACCCAACAACAAUGGAUUGCACACUUGUAAUUCUAAGUUUAAUCACUUUCGUGGUAGUUGGCUACUUGUGGGUGAAGAAGCAGUACAGAUUCUUCGAGGAAAAGGGAAUUCCAUUUGUGAAGCCCAGAUUUCCCUUCGGAAAUCUCUGGGGAGUCGGCAAAACAAUUCACUCUGGUGAAUUUGUUCGUGAUUCUUAUGUGAAACUGAAGGGGAAAGAUGUAAUUGGUGGUGUAUUCUUCUUCACAAAUCCCGUCGUCAUGCCUGUGGACUUGGACUUCCUGAAGCACGUUCUCGUGAAGGACUUCAAUUACUUCCACGAUCGCGGAGUUUACGUGAACGAGAGAGAUGAUCCUCUGUCUGCACAUCUCUUCGCCAUCUCUGGCCAAAAGUGGCGACACAUGAGAAAUAAACUCAGUCCAACCUUCACAUCUGGCAAGAUGAAGAUGAUGCACAGCACAAUCAUUGCCGUGGCGCACGAAUUCCAAGAGUAUCUGGGAAAGCACGCCGAGAAGAGCGAAGAAAUUGAGCUGAGAGACAUCCUGGGAAGAUUCACGACAGACGUCAUUGGAAGCUGCGCCUUUGGACUUGAAUGCAACAGCUUGAAAGAUCCCAACACACAAUUCCGUGAAAUGGGAAAGAAAGUCUUCGAUAUGAAAGGCUUUGAAUUCUUGCGACUUCUCUUCUCUUCUAUGUUUCCAAACAUUGCCAGAGGACUUCGCAUGAAAAUCACAAAACCAGAUGUUUCGGAAUUCUUCACGAAUGUUCUCAGGGACACAAUUGAGUACAGAGAGAAGAAUAAUGUCAAGAGAAACGACUUCUUGUCACUCCUCAUUCAAAUUAAGAACACCGGAAAACUCGAGGGUGAAGAUGUUGAUCUGGGCAUGAUUACAUUUGAAGAAUUGACAGCACAGACUUUCCUUUUCUUCAUUGCUGGCUUUGAAACAUCUUCAUCCACAAUGACAUUCGCCCUGUAUGAAUUGUCAAAAGAUCAAAAAACUCAGGAUCGCGCCAGAGAUGAAGUGAAUAGAAUCCUCGAGAAAUACAACGGAGAAUACACUUAUGAAGCUUGCAUGGAGAUGAAAUUCAUCGAUCAAAUUAUUAAGGAAACCCUGAGAAUGCAUCCAAUCGUUCCGAAUUUGAUCAGAAACUUAACCAUGGACUACCAAAUUCCUGAUCGCGAUUGGGUCUUCAAGAAGGGAACUUUCUUCAGUAUUCCCGUCAUUGGCAUUCACAAUGAUCCCGACAUCUAUCCCAAUCCAGCCAAAUUCGAUCCGGAUCGCUUCACCGAUGAGAACAUCAAGAAUCGCCAUCCCUUCGCUUGGCUGCCUUUCGGCGACGGUCCAAGGAAUUGCGUCGGCAUGCGAUUCGGCAUGAUGCAGACGCGCGUCGGAUUGGCGACACUUCUCAGCAAAUACCGCAUCACACCGACAUCGAGGACUCCCAUUCCCAUGAAAUACUCGCCAUCUUCCGCCGUUCUUGCGCCCUCGGGUGGAAUGUGGCUCAAAAUCGAGAAGGUCUAACUUCGACGCGUGGGAAAACUUAUCUACAGAGUGAUUAAGCAUUACAGUAUAUCUAUCAAUGUCGUUUCCCAGUAUUAGAAGAUAAGCAUGAAGUGGUAUUUUUAGUAGUUGUCCCUAAUCUAUGUGCAAAUCAACUCUAUCGCAAAGCGAAAAGCAUUGUGUAUAAGAUAGCAAACAUAUAGAAAGUGGGUGGUAGGCGAAAAUGCUAUGGCACUCCUUUGCCAAAUUCAGCCUUUUGCAAUAAAAGUUGCACUAAAAACUUUUUUUUGUCUCUGAUAUAUUUAAUUUGGUGCUAAAAAAACAUAUUUUUGCACAUUUAGGAAUAGAAAGAAAUACUUUCUUCUCAGCGUGAAAGUGUCUAAGGCCAAGCAUUUAAACCUUCAAUAAAACGUCUAAUGUCAAAUAAAUGUCACUGACAUUAUAACAUUGUAAUAAAAAGUAAUUCAUACACUAAAUCUAUGCAACAUUUAAUUGUCUAAUUCCAAAUUUAAGCUCAUCAUCAUUAAUUAUUCAUGUCAGAGAAGAGUAUUUAGAUAAAAUGACAGGAUAGUUGACCUAGUAAUUUAAAUGCGUGCUAAUUGAUAUCAU
This is a messenger RNA of Phlebotomus argentipes, 2695 nucleotides long. RefSeq names its product probable cytochrome P450 6a14. NCBI's taxonomy places the organism in Eukaryota, Metazoa, Arthropoda, Insecta, Diptera, Psychodidae. The coding region runs from base 599 to 2107 and encodes 502 amino acids. Gene Ontology annotation, molecular function: monooxygenase activity; iron ion binding; oxidoreductase activity, acting on paired donors, with incorporation or reduction of molecular oxygen. The record is from RefSeq and is a predicted model, not a curated record. The transcript has 2 exons.